AUGGAGACGACAACAUGGCGGCAGAGUCGCAUACCCAUAGAGGAAACCUGAAAGACCAAGAACCAUCCAGUCUCACUUACCUCUUCGUUGCCCCUUCUCCUCCUUCUCACAGGAGGCAAGACAACUCCGAAGGAACAAGUAGAGAGCAAAAGCCAGAUAAAAGUAAUAUCCAGAGUGCUCCCCUUGGACUUGUGUUCCAGGUGGCUGAUGCUCAUCCAGGCAGCCUCAAGCCCCCUGAUGAAGACGAGGGACAGCGGGGACUGCACCAUGAACUCCGGCUCCUGCCUGAGCACCAGCACAGUGGCUGUCCCCACUGUCACUGGCAGCAGUGUGGCGCUGAGUGCCUGCAGCAGCAACACCAGUGCCCGCCCUGCCAGCUUGACGGACACUCGCAUGUGCUUCUCAAAGAAGCAAGACAAAGUGAAGAAGAGGGUCAUCUGGGGCAUUGAGGUGGCCGAGGUGCUGCAGUGGCAAGGCUGGACACUCGGGAAGGAGAUCACCAAGAGCCUGGCUCUGAAAAAUCUGUCCUUGAAAACCCAAAAGAUGACGUACAGGUCCCCCAAGACCAAGUUCUUCUUCACAGUCAUCCCCCAGCCCAUCUUGCUGAGCCCGGGCAUAACCUUCACACUCCCCAUUAUCUUCCGGCCUCUGGAGGAGAAGGAGUACAUGGACCAGCUCUGGUUUGAGAAAGAAGAGGGAAUGUUCUGUGUGGACCUGAGGGCCACCCUGCCUUGCCACAGUCUGAUCUGCCCACCGUCCCUGCAGUUGCCCAUGUGUGCCGUGGGGGACACGGCCGAGGCCUGGUUCUGCCUGGAAAAUGUGGGGGACCUGCCCACCUUCUUCACCUGGGAGUUCUCCAGCCCAUUCCAUGUACUGCCCACCACGGGGCUGCUGGAGCCAGGCCAGGCUUCCUACACCAAGGUGACCUUUCACCCCCUUUUGGCCAUCAUCUAUGAAGUUCAGGCCACAUGCUGGUAUGGAGAGGGCAGUAAGCAGAAGAGCAGCAUCCAGUUGCAGGCUGUGGCCAAAUGCGCCCAGCUGCUGGUGAGCAUAAAGCAGAAGCGACCAGAGGACCAGGAUGCAGAAGGCAUCCAGAAAGUGCUGCACUUCGGCACCGUCGCUGUGGGCUGCACCGCUGAGAGGCAGAUCAAGCUCUAUAACCCUUCGGCAGUGAGCGCCCCCUUCCGGAUCGAAGUAGCCUCAGACAUGCUGGCCAAAGAUCAUACCUUCUCGUGCCCCACGACCAAUGGCAUUGUGCCUCCAGGAGGGGAGAAGUUAGUGUCCGUGUCCUUUCACCCCGAGACCUUGGACGUCAGAACUAUCGACUACUUGUCCAUCAUGCCAUCUGGCUGUGCCUCCCAAACCCUGCUCAAAGUCGUCGGUUUCUGUAGAGGUCCUGAUGUGUCCCUGAAACACGGCUCUGUCAACUUCAGCUGGGUCAACCUUGGGCAGAUCUCGGAGCAGUCCCUGUGGAUUGAGAACAAGUCGGACUGCACAGCCUACUUCCAGUUUGCCAUUGACUGCCAAGAGAGUAUCUUCGGCAUCAGACCAGCCUUUGGGACCCUGGUGGGCAAGGCCCGCAUGACCUUGCACUGUACCUUCCAGCCCACUCACCCCAUCAUCUACUUUCGGCGUGUGGCCUGUCUCAUCCACCACCAGGACCCGCUGUUCCUGGACCUGAUUGGGACCUGCCACUCGGACAGCACCAAGCCAGCUAUCCUGAGGCCUCAGCACCUCGCUUGGUACCGCAUACACCUGGCACGGGCCCUUACGUUCUACCCUCCUGACAUCCUGGGCAUCUUGCUGCGGGAGAAGAAGCUGGAGCAAGAUGAGAAUGGGGCCCUCAGGAUUCCCACUGAGGACCUGGCGGACGCGUCAGCCCUGAAGGAGCCUCUCAUUCCUCCUAUGACUGAGUACUUCUUCGAUGGUACCAGCGACCUAGCCAUCUUCCCCCCACCUGUCAGCAUAGAGCCCACUGACGUGGAUUUUGGUGCCUGCCCUGGGCCCGAGAACCCCAGCCCUGUCCCCCUGUGCUUGAGGAACCACACCAAGGGCACGAUCACGGUGGUCUGGACGCAGAGGUCUGACUGCCCCUUCUGGGUGACCCCAGACACCUGUGACGUGCCUCCACUCAAGUCCAUGGCCAUGCGCCUGCGCUUCCAUCCACCUUACCCCAACUGCCUGUACGCCGUGGAGCUCGAGGCCUUCGCUUUUUAUAAGGUCCUGCGGAGCUACAAUAACAUCGAGGAGGACUGUACCGUGUGUCCCUCCUGGUGCCUGACCCUCCGGGCACGAGGCCACAGCUAUCAUGCUGCCCUGGAGCACCACAUCCCUCAGUAUUCCUUGCACGCCCCCAAGCUCUUUCCUGCAGUGUCCCCCAACGAACCCUCCUACCGUAGCCUGCUGUUGAUCAACAAAGGCUCCAUGGUGUUGACCUUCAACUUGGCCCCCCAAAGCAGCUCAGACAUCUCCCUGCGUCCCAGCUCUGGCCUCGUGGCCCCCAGGGCCCACCAGAUCUUCCUCGUCUGUACCUACCCCAAGGGCAAUUCCUGGAAGCAGCAUGUUUUCUACUUGCAGUUCAAUUUUUGCCCCCGGUAUCUCAAGGAGGUAAGCAUGCAGAGCCGGGAGGAGGCUCUGCAGCUGAAGCUGGACACCUGUAAGCGUGUGUUCUUCAAGCCCACCUGGGUGGGCUGCUCCUCCACCAGCCUCUUCACCUUCCGCAACCCCUCGCGUCUGCCCCUGGAGUUUGAAUGGAGGAUUUCCCAGCCGCACCGAAAGAUGCUGGCCGUCCAGCCUGCUCGGGGACUUAUCCAGCCCAGUGAGAGCCUUACGCUGACGUGGACCUUCAGCCCUCUGGAGGAGACCAAGUACCUGUUCCGAGUGGGGAUGUGGGUCUGGGAAGCCGGUCUGCCCCCAGACACCAAGCCCCCCGCCACCACCCACUACAUGCUCCGGCUGGUGGGUGUCGGCAUCACCAGCAGCCUCUCCGCGAAGGAAAAGGAGCUGGAUUUUGGGAACGUGCUGGUGAACAGCAAGCAGUCCAGGUUGCUGAUGCUUCUGAACGAUGGCAACUGCACUCUUUAUUAUCGCCUGUUCCUGGAGCAGUGCAGCCCUGAGGUCGUGGACGACAGCCCGCUCGCCUUGCAGCUGGACCGCACAGAGGGGAGCAUGCCACCCCGGUCGCAGGACACCGUCUGCUUGACUGCUUGUCCCCACCAGCGGUCCCAGUACUGCUGGAAGAUCAGCUACUCUCUCCUCUCCCACAGAGGUGACGAGGCUGGGAAGAGGCAGGAGCUGUGUCGCGUCUUCCUGACGGCUGUGUACCCCUUACUCUCCAUCCUGGAUGUCUGCUCCAUGGGCAGCGCCAAGGGCAUCACCCGGAAACACCUGUGGCGCCUCUUUUCCCUGGACAGUCUCAACACUUACUUGGAGCGUGACCCCACGCCCUGGGAGCUCACCUACAAGGUGCCCACCCGGCACAGCACAAGCCAGAUCCCCACCGUCUUCACCCCUCUGAAGCUUGACUUCAAUUUUGGGGCAGCACCAAUAGAGGUCCUACCCUCAGUGGUGCUCUUGGCCCUGAAGAACAGCGGAGUGGUGGCCCUGGACUGGGCCUUCCUCUUUCCAAGUGACCAGCAGAUUGACCUGGAGCUGUGGGCACAGCAAGCAGAGUUUGACGCCACCGAGCUUCACCAAAUGCGUGUGCAGGACAACUGCGUAUUCUCCAUCAGCCCCAAGGCUGGGAGCCUGAGUCCUGGGCAAGAGCAGGUGGUGGAACUCAAAUACAGCCAUGUGUUCGUGGGCACCGAUCGCCUCCCAGUGCUCUUCAAAGUGUCCCAUGGCCGGGAGAUCCUGCUAAAUUUCAUAGGUGUGACAGUGAAGCAGGAGCAAAAGUACGUGCACUUCACCUCCACCAGCCACCAGUUCGUCCCUGUCCCCAUCGGCGACACACUGCCCCCAAGGCAGAUUUAUGAGCUGUAUAAUGGUGGCUCGGUGCCCGUGACAUACGAGAUCCAGACGAACAUCCUGUCGCAGGUUCAGGAAAAAAAUUUCAAUCACCCCAUCUUCAGCUGCCUCAACCCCCAAGGGGAGAUCCAGCCAGGCACAACUGCUCAGGUCUUAUGGAUCUUCUCACCUAUUGAGGCCAAGACCUACACGGUGGAUGUGCCCAUACACGUCCUGGGAUGGAACUCAGCCAUGAUCCGCUUCCAGGGAGUGGGCUAUGAUCCCCAUGUCAUGGGGGACACAGCCCCAUUCCACAACAUCUCCUCUUGGGAUGACAACCCCAAGCAUACUAGGCUGAUGGUUCCUGGACAGAAUGUCUUCCUGUCCCAGUCCCAUAUCUCGCUGGGAAACAUUCCUGUGCAGACCAAGUGCAGCCGCCUGCUGUUCCUCAACAACAUCUCCAAGAAUGAGCCAGUUGUCUUUGAGUGGCAGCUGAAGCCUCUAGACUUUGGGGAGGUGUCUGUGAGUCCCAUGACAGGGAAGGUGGCUCCUGAAGAAACAGUCCCAUUUGUGGUGACCUUGAAGGCCUCAGUGCAUGCCAGCUUCUACAGCAUAGACCUGGUAUGCAAGGUACACCGACAGAAACUCCUGAAUCAGUACCAUGAGGAACUACAGGAGUGGAAGGAUGAGGAAGUUCGGCAGGAAGUGGAGUUCACCAUCACAGAUAGGAAAGGGAAGACGCUGCCCCCCAUCAAGAAUCAGCAGCCUCUCAACCGGCCUGUCAGCUGGAACCUUAAGAUCCCAAAGAAGAAGAUAUUCUGGCUCUGUCCCCAGCCACCCUCGCCAGACAUGCUGUGCUUGGGCCUCACGGCCCGUGCUCAUGCCACUGACUACUUCCUGGCCAACUUCUUCUCCGACUUUCCCCGGCACUUCCUGCACCGGGAGCUGCCAAAGAGGAAAUACCCCAAGGAGGAGUUGGAGGCUUCUGAGGGAGAAUCCGCAGACAAUUGGGCCCCCGUCUCCAAGCAGGAGAAGCAGCUCCUGAUUGACUGUCUCACCGCCAUCAUCAGGGGUCUGCUAGAAGACAAGAUCUUCCAUGAGGCUGUGGACCAAAGCCUGGUGGAGAAGAUGCCUUACUUCUGCCAGUUCUGGAAUGAGCAGUCAGCCAGGUUCACGGCCCAGAACAACACCCUGCAGUUAGCACCAGUCCUGUCUCCAUCCUCCAGCAGCUGGGAGGCCAGCAGAGACAAGGAGUCUGAGGACGACAAACUGAGGCUGGAGAAGAAAAUGGAGGAAGAGGAGGAGAAGAGCGAAGAGGAAGAGGAGGAGCUGGAGGAGGAAGAGGAGGAAGAGGAGGAGAUGGAAGAGGAGGAGACAGGCAGGGGGGAGGAGGAGGAGGAGGAGGGGGAGAAGGAAGACAAGGUGCCCUGGAUGGGGACUGAGCCCACACUGCAGCCCACGGCCCAGGAGUCCCUGAAAUGGCGGUGGCAGCAGCAGCUGAAGGUCAUGGUGAAAGAGGAGCAAGAACAGGAUGAGAAGGAGACGACCAGCCGGCUCCCGGCGUUCGCCAACCUGCAGGAGGCGCUGCUGGAGAACAUGAUCCAGAACAUCCUGGUGGAGGCGAGCCGCGGGGAGGUGGUGCUCACCUCGCGGCCGCGCGUCGUCGCCCUGCCGCCGCUCAGCGUUUCCAGGAUUGAGACUCCCGACUUGCUUUCGGCGGCGGCCCUCGGGCUGCAGCAUGCCGAGGUGCCCCGCCUGGUGGCGCGGCCCCCUACCGACUCUUUGAGGAUGCCACAGCCCAGCCCCUCCGACUUGCUGCCCUCAGGGCCCCCCUCUCCACCGCCCCACCACUAA
Neomonachus schauinslandi (Hawaiian monk seal) is the source of this 5799-nucleotide messenger RNA. RefSeq names its product cilia and flagella associated protein 65 (gene CFAP65). The record is from RefSeq and is a predicted model, not a curated record. NCBI's taxonomy places the organism in Eukaryota, Metazoa, Chordata, Mammalia, Carnivora, Phocidae.